GGCGAAGCGACGUUGGCUGAUGUUUGCAAAAAAAGAGUUUGUGUUUUGAAUUUUAUACAUCAUCAUGUCUGAGUACAGCUUCGUAAAAGCGGGGAAAUUAAAAUUCAAAGGUAGUACUGAUGCAAGCAGUUCAUCAAAAAAGAAGAAACACAAGAAAAAGAGAAAACACGAGAAAGAGGUAAAGGAUGUAAGGGAAGAGGAGGCAGAAAAAUAUGGUGGAUGGUGGCAAACUUCAAAACCUGAAGAGAUUACUGGAACCAUUGCCAUUGAGAUAGGAAAUAACACUUAUAUAUAUGCAAUGGACAAUGGAAAGUUUACAUUAGGAGCUCCAAAUCAUGAUCCCUCUAUUGGUCCAUCCCCACCAGAGCAACUGAUAGCAAUAACUAUAUCAGACACCAAGAUUGCAUUGAAGUCGGGGUACGGUAAAUACAUUGCUGUCAAUGCAGAGAACGAAGUGAUAGGUCGCUCGGACGCUGUCGGCAGUAGAGAACAAUGGGAACCAGUCUUUCAAGAUGGUAAAACUGCACUUCAAGGCUAUAAUGGACGUUUCAUUUCCUGCAAUAGUCAGGGUGACAUUGUUGCAGUUAGCACUAAAGCUGGUCCAGAAGAAAUGCUGAAGAUUCGCUCGAAUAGAUCAUUGGUAAAGAAACAAAAGAAGUCAGAAGAAGACAGAGGUGACCUAAAGGAAUGCGAGGUCAGCUAUGUCAAGAAAUUCCAAAGUUUUGAGGACCGGAGGCUACGUGUGAAUCAAGAAGACCAAAGCAAUCUAGAGCGUGCACAAACAAGUGGAAAAUUACACGAAGAGUUACUUGAUAGGCGAGAAAAGAUGAAAGCUGAUCGGUAUUGCAAAUGAACAAAAAGAGGGCAGCAGAAUACCUACAGUUGACAUCAAUAAGGGUUGAUGGACUAUUAUCUACCGUACACUCACACUCUUGUAUAUCAACCGUGUGUUUUCUUGUGUGUACAACCUUGUUGGUAUUCCUGAAGAGAAACUGUAAAGAAUCACUCCCAGAGAUCUUGUAGAUGGGCGACUGAUCAUCAAUAUGGCGCACCAAAACUAUGGUUGUGAUCAAUAAACUGAACAAUUAUGGGAAAUUUUGAGCUGUUCUAAGAAAUUUUAGAAUGUACCUGUAUUACUUUUUGGUCCAUGACUUGUGGCUGACAAGAGUCAUAUACAAACAGCAUAUACAAUAUAUUUAUUAUCACCUUCACCAUAAUUUUGCUUUGGAAUUCUUUAAAAUCAUUGGUAGUAAUGUGUGAUGGCAUUAUAUAGCCAGGAAUUAGCUAUAAAAGAAAUUUCCAUUUUAAAAAAUAUUUAUUUGUUGUAUAUUCUGAUCUGUGAUACCUUAAUUAUCAGGGGUUGAUCCAGAAUUUUCCAAACGUAAAACAACAUUUUCGACAUAGAAAGUGAGUAGCACGUAACAUUGGUAUGCAUCGAAAUUUUAAAAUUUAUUGGCAAAAAGGUAACAGAGUGUUUUUUUGUGAUUUAAGGCUGGCAGGACAACAUUCAGGAGCGGAUGGAGAGAGGCCCAAAAAGGGGGGGGGGGCGCGAAAGUUUGGCUGAUCGACACAACACUGUCCUAGGGGAAAUGCCCCGCAAAAUUUUUGUGUUCUAGACGCCCGAAAAUAACAUUUCAGGCAUUCUGGACUAUCAUUUCUUUCCUUUUUCUUUCUUUACCUCCCAAAAAGGGGGGGGGGGGCCGCCCAAAUCCGUCCCUGACAUUAAAGAGAAUUCUAAGAUGUGGCUUUUGGUGGAUUAUCAGCAUUAAGGGUAAACCCACUGAAAGGCCCAUAGAGCUUCAGUCUACAAUCCUAAGCCAUGAAAAUUUGAGCUGGCUGGGCUGCUGUUGCAAACAACAACCUGUUAUUUACUACUGUACAUGUUUUAUACAAAAUGACAAUUAAAAUAAUUGAAACUAUUGUACAUUGGUGCGAAUGUAUUCUUUAUUUGUCUUCAAGAUAGAAAUUAAAAAAGUAGUUGAUACAACGAGUCAUAGGCUACAUGAGUAACAGACAUUAGAACUUUCGGCAGAUACCAACGUUUCAUUUGUACAAAAUUCUUAUUUGAUAAGAGUUAUUCACAAAAAAUGUAAAGUUAACAUCUUUUAAGGUAUUUGGUGGACAUUACAUUAAAUGCAUGAAUUAAACACAUUUAUAACAAUACUUGGCAAGUUAAACUCUGAACACGAACAAGCAUGUCAUGUCUAUGUGAUAUGUCCAUAUAUUGGUGUGGUAUGACAAAAGAAAGAAAGAAAGAGAAAUCUCCAAAAUCCAAAGUUAUAUUUAUUGUAUAUCAUGCGGUGUCUUUUGUGCGCUUUACAUAAACCAAGAACACCAAAAUAUUGUACAGCAGAUGUAAAGGGAGAACAUGGUGCAUGGAACA
Anneissia japonica is the source of this 2383-nucleotide messenger RNA. Its product is annotated as protein FRG1-like. Gene Ontology annotation, cellular component: nucleolus; striated muscle dense body; catalytic step 2 spliceosome. The record is from RefSeq and is a predicted model, not a curated record. NCBI's taxonomy places the organism in Eukaryota, Metazoa, Echinodermata, Crinoidea, Comatulida, Comatulidae. Gene Ontology annotation, molecular function: actin filament binding. The transcript has 8 exons. Bases 65 to 853 code for a protein of 262 amino acids.